CUGGUAAAAUGACGUUACGCAUUUAGUGUGUCGUUUGAAUCUAUAAAGAUGCGUUUCGUGAUCUUCCUAGUGAGCCUGGCUCUUUUGAUCCUUGUGAGUGCUGAUCCAAUUAGGAUUCUCAAGGAUGAUUUAAAUCAGUCUGCUGAAAAUACUGUGCUCCAGAUCAAUAGGAUUAUGGUUGAUUCAACACUCGCCACAGCCGCUUUGAUUGUGGAGUUUCGUUUGGCUGACCAAGCUGAAAUCGAAAAGUUUCAAAAUUUUACCCAUGAAUGGAAAUCCCGGGAUGUAGUUUUUGUACAGGAUAUCAUCCAACUCGACGAAUUCAGAAGACAAUUUUUUAAUCUCCUGCCUAAAGAAUCAAAAGAACAACGUAGAAGCCUUUUAAACCAAUAUACGGGAGGAACCUAUUCCCAAUUGCAGGACAAAGUUUAUGAAUACGUAGCAGAGCAAUACGAAUCAUUUAAGACCAAGGGCACCGAAAUGAUCCGUGUGGCCAAGGAAGCUGGAAAUACUGACAAAAACAUCGAUAUACUAUUCGAUAGGUUUGUUCAAGCAGAACGGUAUCACCGAGAGAGCGACUUUAAUAAUUUACUCUCUUAUCUCAAGAGAAUAUAGAAUGGAUUAAUAUAAUGCUUAUUCGUCAUAAUAUAAUAUUGUAAGACAUAAACAAAUCAGUUUUUUGUAUUCUCAUCUGUACUACAUAUUAUAUUUUAAUUAAAUGAAUUUGAGGUUUUUCACACACCA
Molecule: messenger RNA, 744 nt
Organism: Drosophila innubila
Lineage: Eukaryota; Metazoa; Arthropoda; Insecta; Diptera; Drosophilidae
Exons: 2
Coding region: 49-615 (188 amino acids)
Source: RefSeq, a predicted model, not a curated record